Lithohypha guttulata is the source of this 2115-nucleotide messenger RNA. RefSeq lists its product as uncharacterized. Lineage: Eukaryota; Fungi; Ascomycota; Eurotiomycetes; Chaetothyriales; Trichomeriaceae. The transcript has a single exon. The record is from RefSeq and is a predicted model, not a curated record. The coding region runs from base 1 to 2115 and encodes 704 amino acids.
AUGAAUAGCACAACAUACGGCACGAUUGUCGUCGCGGACAAUGCGCGAGCUCACCUUGGCGAUGUACACAAUCAUUACAAGGCCGACUCAAUGUCAAUCGCUAUCGGAUGUGUAUCACUCACUGGAGGAGCAACCAAUCUUAUGAUGCGCAUCGGUGUCUUCGUUUCCGAGGUCAGAAACGCUCGCAAAGAUAUGGACGCUGUGAGCAGGGAACUACUAUCCCUUUCAUUAUGUCUUGGUACUCUCAAGGACGAUAUACAAAAGCGAAACGUUGCCUAUGAUCAAAUCCUCAUCAACGACAUCAGCCAGAUUCUCGUCAAUUGUGAAAUGACCAUGCAACAAAUCGAGACGGUAUUGACCAAGUUGUCCUCAGGCAAACUAUGUCAUCGCAUUAAUUGGGCUGUGUCUCAGCAGGAACAGAUGGACAAGUUGAGGUCCUCUUUAGAGUCUAGCAAGACAGCUCUUGAGAUUGCCCUAACUGUCGGCAGCAUUUCGAUGCUGGCGACGCAAAGAGGUCUCCUAGAGGAUGUCGGAAAGGAUAUAACUCUAGUUCUGCAGGAUACGAAAGUCAUCAUCACCAAGACUGAUGCUGUGCUGGCCACGACAGCAAGCAUCGACCGCAAGAUUGACGUUUUGUCGCACAUGCAAAAAGAGGACCCGCGACUGGAUAACAUCAAUCUUGAAAUUCAUACACUAAACGAGCAGCUGAAAAAGCUUAUGCAUACUAGCUCGAAGACAUCUACAGUCACCGGACUUGUGGAACAUGCUCAGAGCACCACGAGAAAGGUAUUGGAACCACUGGCACAUCUAUUACCUACGAAAGAUGAGUUGAACAAGCUGAACAGCACCCCGAACGAGGUAGCUAGCGGCAUGUUACCCCAUUCUGAAAUGUCUCUCCACAAAGAUCAAAACUAUACAAAUAUACUGAAGUUCUGUCCAGCAUGUUCAAGGUUGCUGUGGAAAAAAGACGAGGCUGUUGUCGAACAGUUUCAUGCUAAAAUAGAUGAAACUCGGAAAAGGUGGACAGAACAAUUGCAAUCAGAGGAAACCAGAGGCGAUGAGCUAGCCCGCCUGAUAGUCGUAUCGAAUGAAGAAUUGAAAGCAGAGAAAGCGGCUCUGUCGGAAUUACAGAUUCGAUACACAGAAAGGGAAGCAUUCAUGCAAGCAAGCCUUGUUGAGACAACAAGGAGGCUGGAGCUGUAUCAAGAUGGUUCCAGGCAGCAAGCUCCUGAAAGUAAUCCCGCUACGAUUGACGAGCAGCCACCAAAUAUCAUGGCCGAUAAGUGGCCUUCUGCAAUAGAUGUCAUACACCGACGUUCUAAUGCAGUCACUAUUGUUGAUGUAGCGAAUGAAUCAGCUGGGGUAGAGCAUCUGUUGAGAUUUUACAAUGACGAUUUGCAAGAUUUCACCGAACUCACAGAAGAGCUGAAAAGACUGCAGUGGCCGAGCGAUGAUACUUUGUCAAACUUGGAAGAUGGAGAGCUACAUACUCGUUUUCAGGAACUACAAUGGAAAUGUGCCAAGGUAGCGAGACAUUGGUGGGACAACGAAGAGCAGCUUCGACGGCUUCAAACUGAUAUUGCCAAGGCUCAAAAGGCUGAUAAUUUCACGGCGGCUCAUGGUCAGGAAUACGAUGAUCGCAUGCUCGAAAUCAUGGAAAAUGGGCUGGCGAGCCUUCAGCUUGAGCUGCUGGAAAACAAAAGAGACGAAGUCAAUCGUCUUUAUACUGAUUAUACCAUGGAUAGCGUCGUACCAAAUUUGCCACAACAUAUUGUAGAAAGCCAGGCACUCAGAUCAAAUUAUUCGACGCUUUCAGCUGCAUAUCUGAGACUGAAGAGGUCGUAUUUUGAGAGACUCACAGUCCUAGAAGACCUCAAGAAGUCAUCAGCCAACCUGCCAAAACCCGCAGUAAACCUGCAAUUUCCUCAAGCACCGCCGAAGAACCCGCAUCACCAGCGACUGGACACACAGGUCGGCGGCAAGCUGAAAUACGAGGAGGGAAAGAGCGCUGCGCGCAUGUUUAUGCAGCUACAACGAGACAUUCACGAACAAGCACAGAACCAUGCAAGUCAAGCCACCAAACACCAAACCCGACAUGACAAACUACGAUCCUAG